AAAUAAUAUUUCUGAUAAACACCUCCACAUCAAUGAGCUUGAACAACAUUCACAAAAGACAGAGAAUUAAUGAAGACGCCUCACUAGCAUAUGACAUGUCUAGUUAUGGAUGCUACAUUAAUUCUGACUCAAACUUAGCAAGAACCUCAAGAAAGAGACGUGCUCCAAAUGCUUCCAAAAAUGGAAAGUCUAUAAAAACAAAUAAGAGCAUUUUUAAAGUUGCGAAAGGAUGCUCUGGCAAGAGAAGGAAACAUAUCCUUAACUUUGAACAGAUCAGUGUUUUGGAGAACUACUUCCACAUCGAUCCUGACUGGAAAAUGGCAACAGUUGAUGCAGCAGCUACUCAACUCGGCCUUCCAGUGAAGAAGAUCUAUAAAUGGGGAUACGACAGAAAGCAUGUCUCAAGAAGCUUGGGAGAAAUCAAACCAACAAACUCUGAUGACUUCAAUGGACUUGUAGACGAAAUUUUAAUGCUAAAGUCUAAAGAAGCUGAUAUGACAAAGAAAACCUACCCAAAGAGAGAAAAAGCAGCUAACAAAUCCUCUUUUACCGAGAAGAAUUCCUCUGGCAAUCAGAAGCAGAAUAACCUAGAACAAAAUUUAACCAGUAUUGAAGAUUUUUCCGAUUUUAAAUUCAAUGAUAUUGAGAAGACUCUUUCUGCUGACUUGAAUACUACCUCUCCUAAAGCAGAGCAAAGACAACAGGUUACCUCAACUUAUAGUAAGGAAUUAACAGAGGGAUUUAUCUCCGAUACUUAUAAGGACUCAUUCUGGCCGACUGAGGACUUUUUCGGGCAGAAAAUCUGAGAUGCAGAUAUUUCAACACAAAAUGUAUUCUCACUCGAUCAUUUGCAAUUUGAGAACAUCUGGUCGCCCCUGUUGUAAUCCCAGACCUUACAACAGGGAUUUAGGAAUUUUAGGUUAAUUAAUUCUAAUAAUAAUUCACUAAAAAGUAUUUUUCCAGGGAAAACUCCAUUAUUUUUAAGGGAUUAAAAAUUUCCAAAAAUGAAACAGUGUCUCUAUCCCUGAGUCAUUACGAUUCAGAUACCCUACCAGUACAAAGCUCAUAAAGCAAAAAUAAAAUCCAUUCAGUUGUCCAGUUAGAAUUCUCAAAGGGAAAAUUAUAUAAUGAAUACACUUCAUCUCUGAUCAAUUUUUUCUGAUGUUCAUGUCUGAGACUAAUUAGAAGGUCUAUUCUGUUGGUCCUAUUUUGCUAAUUUCGGUUUUACAAAUUAACAAAAAGUACAGUUCAUUUUUGGCAUAAAUGAUUUCUGAAACAGAAAAGUAGUUACUGAAACUGGUGCUAAAUCAUUCUCAGAUCAAACUGAGUUGCUGUAUGUUAGCUCUUCUCCUUUUCUUUGUUAUAGAUAACAUUUGGCAAAUGCCAUCGUGAAAAUUCCUAAUUUCUCAAUUUAAGCUAACAAAUUCUGUGAAUGUUCAAAUUAGGUUAUAAGCAGGAUUAGAGUUACAACAUACUUGAGCCAAUAGGGCAGGCGCUACCUCUGUUAGAGACACUCUUUAUGCUAUUAGUAAAGCAAGGAUGCGCUUA
Messenger RNA from Moneuplotes crassus, 1548 nucleotides. The record is from the annotation of a GenBank genome assembly. Lineage: Eukaryota; Ciliophora; Spirotrichea; Euplotida; Euplotidae.